Daldinia caldariorum is the source of this 1056-nucleotide messenger RNA. Its product is annotated as glycoside hydrolase family 43 protein. NCBI's taxonomy places the organism in Eukaryota, Fungi, Ascomycota, Sordariomycetes, Xylariales, Hypoxylaceae. The coding region runs from base 1 to 1056 and encodes 351 amino acids. The record is from RefSeq and is a predicted model, not a curated record. The transcript is spliced from 3 exons.
AUGAACGACUUAAUUUCUAGCAAUAACGUGGUAGACGGUGACAUAUCAAUUGCCAUGAUGCGAGGUACCUUUUUCACAUUGCUCACCGCGGCGUUAGCCAGUACUGCAGUGGCUAGUCCUACAGUACCGCGACAAGCUUCUAAUUAUGUCGGCUACCUCGUUUCGACCUUUUCUGAUGCCAAUCCGAGGAUUCAAUUCCAUCUUUCAGACGGGAACAGUGCAUCAAGCUUCAAAUUUCUGAAUAAGGGGCAGCCUGUACUGGCUUCGACGGUUGGAACAAAAGCUGUGCGAGACAUAUUCCUGACGACGAACUCUGCUAGGUCUGAAUGGUAUCUACUUGCUACCGAUCUUGAUGUAACGGCUUCGGGAUUCUCAUGGGACAAAGCUACCAGACAGGGAAGCCGCGGAAUUGUCGUUUGGAAGUCAUCCAAUCUAGUGGAUUGGUCCCAAUCGUCGCUCCGAACCGUUGAAAAGGAUACUGCGGGGAUGGUCUGGGCGCCAUCGGCAGUAUGGGAUGAUGAAACUUCUCAAUACUACCUGUUCUGGGCUUCGCGACACUAUUCCUCAUCGGAUACGAAUCAUACGGGGACGGCAACACUCGAUAAGAUCCGAUACGCAACCACGAAGGACUUUGCGACGUUUAGUGAACCACGCGACUACCUAGCUCCCGCGAACACACCCUUGAUAGAUCAAGAAUUCCAGUAUCUCGGAACACCGGGAUCGUUCGCUCGGUUCUUCAAGAAUGAGACGAACAGUAAAGUAUACCAAGAGAUAACUUCCGACGGGCUUUUCGGCACUUGGACCCAACUUGGACCUGUCACGUCAGCCAGCGGACUUGAAGGACCGGCAUCGUUCGCCGACAAUGUGAGGCCCGGAGUCUACCAUCUGCUACUUGAUGACUAUACCCAGUAUAUUCCGUUCGAGACAUCUGACAUCAAGUCGGCAAGCUGGGAAAAGUCGAGCACGUCUGGGUUCCCUACAGGGUUGAAACAUGGCUCUGUAACACCGUUAACACAAAAGGAAUACGAUGCUUUGGCAGCGGCGUAUCCAGCGUAA